AUGGACGCAAAUCUCUUACCAAACCCUUUUACUCCCAUGGCAUGGCUGCCUCCGGAGUUCGCUUACCAGAUGUCGAUGGCCACUCAUAUCUGUGCUGGUGUGACGGGGGUUAUGGUGUGGGAUAUCGUCACAAGUCUCGGGGAAGAUUACCAAAUCUUCUUCAAGCGUAAGGUAGGUCUCACCAAUGUUGUGUAUUUCAUCUCAAGGAUUGCGUCGAUGUUAUUUAUGGUUUUGACCAUGAUCUUAGUCACCUCUCCGAUUGGGAAUUGCCCCAGCAAUCAGAAAAUAUUCCUCUCAUUCUUCUCAAUCGCCAUUGCUUCCUCAAAUCUCCUCUUCUUCUUCCGCCUUCGUGCAAUCUAUACCGGACAUAAGGCUGUUAUAAUUUUUGGUUUUAUCCUUUGGGUCAUAUCGGCGGGAGGAACCGUGAGUACACCAGUAGGCGUCGACGGUGUCCAUAUUGGAACAACCAACUAUUGCACCGAAACAGGGCAACGUUUAUAUGUUUCCGUAUCUGGAAUUUUGCCCUUCAUCCAUGACACCUUCGUAUUCCUGGCGAUAUCCUAUAAACUUGCCCAGAACGCCCACAACGAAAGUACGCUCAGGACUGGCUUACGUGCGGCGCUAUUUGGAGAAUAUCUCCCAGCCUUCUCCAGAUCUUUGCUGUUGGACGGCCAACAGUAUUACUUGCUGACUGUGCUGACCAACUUCAUCGCAAUUUUGAUGGUUUUCGUUCCAGUACCGAUUGUUUACAGGGUUAUCUGGUCGUUCCCCAAUGUCAUGAUGAUGAACGUGAUGGCAUGUCGCGUUUAUCGCAACACCAAACUUGGUCUCUACAAAGGCUCGCCUACGUCCACCAGCAACAUUUUGUCAGAGCCCAUCCCUCUCGCGUUUCGCCAGCACACCACAGCAGAUAAUGGUACCGACGGGACCGUGCAAAUCAGUAGGACGACUCAGAGCGUAGAUCAGUAUGACCGUUUGACGAAGAAGGAGCGCUUGUCGAAGGAGGAUUUUGGCGAGGUCAAGGGCUGA
Molecule: messenger RNA, 1029 nt
Organism: Laccaria bicolor S238N-H82
Lineage: Eukaryota; Fungi; Basidiomycota; Agaricomycetes; Agaricales; Hydnangiaceae
Exons: 5
Coding region: 1-1029 (342 amino acids)
Source: RefSeq, a predicted model, not a curated record